UGUCUCUUGUUACUACUACAUGUAUUGAUGGAUGUAGUUGUCCUAUUUGUUUAGAGAUUGAUGCAUGCUUGAAUGAUGCAACUACUUCUUCUCAUGAUUUGUUUAAAAUAUCUCCUAUGCUUGAUCUUGAAAUGCUUGAGAAGGGUAUAUCUUCUUGUGUUGUAGGUACUAAAGCCAUUAAGGCCGAAUCUAUGAGUUUUUCUCCACUCGAGCUUGAUGUUCUUAGGAUUCCCAAGCUAUUGGAGGAAAAUUCUACACUUUCACAUGUCGAGGCCGUGGCUCAAGUCCAAGCACUUGAGGACAAGUUGCAAGAAAAGGGGGAGGCUGUAAAGAAAGAAGAGGAGAAAUCAAAAACAAGUGACAAGCCUAAAAGACAAGAUAGUACCAUGGAAUAUUCCACCAAAUUAGACUUGAAGAAGCUCAUUCCCUCUUGUGUAGAGCCACCUACCUUGGAGUUGAAGCCUUUACCAUCCAAUCUCAAGUAUGCAUAUCUCAUUGAGAAUGAGAAGCUUCCGGUAUGGAGUUCCUAAGGCCUUGGUAAGUGACCAAGGAUCCCACUUUUGCAAUAAGAUGAUGAAGGCUCUCUUGGCUAAAUAUGGAGUGCAUCACAAAAUCUCUACACCAUAUCAUCCCCAAACUAAUGGCCAAGCCGAAGUAUCAAAUAGAGAAGUCAAGAAAAUCCUAACCAAGGUGGUGAACACAAAUAGGAAGGAUUGGUCUUUACACUUGGAGGAUGCUUUGUGGGCUUAUCGGACCGCUUAUAAGACUCCUAUUGGCAUGUCUCCUUUUCGAUUGGUGUAUGGAAAGGCUUGCCACCUCCCUGUGGAGAUAGAGCAUAGGGCCUAUUGGGCCAUCAAGAAACUAAACUUGGAUUUCCAUCUUUCGGCUAAGGAGAGAUUUCUUCAAA
Molecule: messenger RNA, 907 nt
Organism: Prosopis cineraria
Lineage: Eukaryota; Viridiplantae; Streptophyta; Magnoliopsida; Fabales; Fabaceae
Exons: 2
Coding region: 117-530 (137 amino acids)
Source: RefSeq, a predicted model, not a curated record